Molecule: messenger RNA, 706 nt
Organism: Halteromyces radiatus
Lineage: Eukaryota; Fungi; Mucoromycota; Mucoromycetes; Mucorales; Cunninghamellaceae
Product: glycolipid transfer protein domain-containing protein
Exons: 5
Coding region: 43-642 (199 amino acids)
Biological process (GO): ceramide transport; intermembrane lipid transfer
Cellular component (GO): cytoplasm; cytosol; membrane
Molecular function (GO): ceramide 1-phosphate transfer activity; ceramide 1-phosphate binding
Source: RefSeq, a predicted model, not a curated record
UUUUUUUUUCUAUUCUCUUUUUUUUUCUCUAUCUAGUUUUCAAUGUCCUAUUUUUCUUUAAUAACCAGAUCUUUUACUGAAGUCUCUAUUACUGACCACGGUAUUGAUACCAUUCACUUUCUUGAGGCUACUGAUGGUCUCAUAAAUAUGUUUGAUCUCUUUGGUUCUCCUGCCUUUGCAGUGGUUCAAAACGACUUGAAAGGAAAUGUCCAGAAAAUUCGACAACGUUACCAUAGUAAUGUCACUAUAAAUCGAACCUUACAAAACUUAUUAAUAGAAGAAGAUAAGGAACCAGGUAAACCAUUGGCUACUGAAGCUCUAUUAUGGCUUACUCGUGGACUUCAUUUUACAUCAUACGCUUUGGAUCAUAGUUUACAUCAUCCAGAUAACGAAUUAGAUAUAUCUUUCAAAAUUUCGUAUGAUCUCACUCUUAGUCCAUAUCAUUCAUUUUUUGUAAGACCUAUGUUUCAGUUGGCGGUGAAAUCAAUGCCUUGGCGACAAGACUUUUAUCAAAAGAUUGGCAUGAUAGAUGAAAAGAAUCUCAAUGAUAUGAAAGAAUGGAUCAAUGCUUUGAAAAAAAUUAUUAAUAUUAUUCAAGAAGUAUUUACUUUACAUCCCGAAUAUACCAAACGAUUAGUAUAAUCAAUUAGUUUUACCUUAUUUAAAUAAUAAUAAAAAUAAAAUGUAUACUUUUUUUUUAAUUUGA